Erinaceus europaeus (western European hedgehog) is the source of this 1502-nucleotide messenger RNA. It is a transcript of the gene KRT17, whose product is annotated as keratin 17. The record is from RefSeq and is a predicted model, not a curated record. The transcript has 8 exons. Gene Ontology annotation, molecular function: structural molecule activity. The coding region runs from base 59 to 1363 and encodes 434 amino acids. Gene Ontology annotation, cellular component: keratin filament. NCBI's taxonomy places the organism in Eukaryota, Metazoa, Chordata, Mammalia, Eulipotyphla, Erinaceidae.
AGCUCCAUGCACCUCUCUCUUCUCGAACCCUCUUUGUGUUUGCCAGCCUGCUGCCACCAUGACCACCACCAUCCGCCAGUUCACCUCCUCUAGCUCCAUCAAGGGCUCCUCUGGCCUAGGGUGCGGUUCGUCCCGCACCUCUAGCCGCCUCUCUGGCAGCCUGGGCUCCGGCUCUUGCAGGCUGGGCUCAGCAGGCGGGCUGGGCAGUGCCCUCGGGGGCAGCAGCAGCUACUCCAGUUGCUACAACUUUGGCUCUGGCGGGGGCUAUGGCAGCAGCUUUGGGGCUGUGGAUGGGCUGCUGGCGGGAGGUGAGAAGGCCACCAUGCAGAACCUCAACGACCGCCUGGCCUCCUACCUGGACAAGGUUCGUGCCCUGGAGGAGGCCAACACUGAGCUGGAGGUGAAGAUCCGCGACUGGUACCAGAAGCAGGCCCCAGGGCCCGCCCGAGACUACAGCCACUACUACCAAACUAUCGAGGACCUGAAGAACAAGAUCCUCACAGCCACUGUGGACAACGCUAGCAUACUGCUGCAGAUUGACAAUGCCCGCUUGGCUGCUGAUGACUUCCGUACCAAGUUUGAGACAGAGCAGGCCCUGCGCAUGAGUGUGGAGGCCGACAUCAAUGGCCUGCGCAGGGUGCUGGAUGAGCUGACCCUGGCCAGAGCCGACCUGGAGAUGCAGAUUGAGAACCUCAAGGAGGAGCUGGCCUAUCUCCGAAAGAACCAUGAGGAGGAGAUGAACUCCCUGAGAGGCCAAGUGGGUGGUGAGAUCAAUGUGGAGAUGGAUGCCGCCCCUGGAGUUGACCUGAGCCGCAUCCUGUCCGAGAUGCGUGACCAGUAUGAGAAGAUGGCAGAGAAGAACCGUAAGGACGCUGAGGACUGGUUCUUCAGCAAGACAGAGGAGCUGAACCGUGAGGUGGCCACCAACAGCGAGCUGGUGCAGAGCGGCAAGAGUGAGAUCUCUGAACUCCGGCGCACCAUGCAGGCCUUGGAGAUCGAGUUGCAGUCCCAGCUUAGUAUGAAAGCAUCCCUGGAAGGCAGCCUGGCAGAGACUGAGAACCGCUACUGCAUGCAGCUGUCCCAGAUCCAGGGGCUGAUUGGCAGCGUGGAGGAGCAGCUGGCACAGCUGCGCUGUGACAUGGAGCAGCAGAACCAGGAGUACAAGAUCUUGCUGGACGUGAAGUGCCGUCUGGAGCAGGAGAUUGCCACCUACCGCCGCCUGCUGGAGGGCGAGGAUGCCCACCUGACUCAGUACAAACCCAAAGAACCUGUGACCACUCGCCAGGUGCGCACCAUUGUGGAAGAGGUCCAGGAUGGCAAGGUCAUCUCCUCCCGUGAGCAGGUGCACCAGACCACCCACUGAGGACUCUAUGCCCUCAACAGCACGUCCAGAAGCAGCUGCCCCACAGUCUUGCAGCCUCUGGCCUCCCUAGCUCAGCCUCAGCCUUUCCCCUUUCCUUUGCACCCACCUCUGCCUGACCAAUAAAGCUUGUUGACUCACA